Molecule: messenger RNA, 704 nt
Organism: Hemiscyllium ocellatum (epaulette shark)
Lineage: Eukaryota; Metazoa; Chordata; Chondrichthyes; Orectolobiformes; Hemiscylliidae
Product: flavin reductase (NADPH)-like
Exons: 5
Coding region: 42-704 (220 amino acids)
Source: RefSeq, a predicted model, not a curated record
GUACAGAACCGACCUGCUUUCGUGACAAUGUCUACUGAAGAAUGAAACUCUUGAUACUUGGGGCCACAGGACAAACAGGCCAAUUAUUAGUGAGACAAGCACUAGAACAGGGCCAUGUGGUGAAAGCUGUUGUGAGAACUCCCAGCAAGCUGACCAUUCAGCAUGACAACCUGAAGGUAGUGAAAGCAAAUAUUUUCUCAGCCGACAGUCUUCAGGGGCAUUUUAACGACCAGGAUGUUAUCAUGUGCUGCCUUGGGUUCCCAAUACGCUUAUUUUCUGGACAUACUGAAUACACAGAAUCAAUGAAAGCUAUAAUUCCUGCUAUGCGUAAGGCAGAAGUAACUCGAAUUAUAGCAAUGUCAUCCUGGUACACUAAACCUAAAACUUCACAUCAGACUACUUGGAUGCUGAGGUCGUUCUUGACUCCUGUGAUCCACAGCCUGCUGAUCAACAUGCAAGAAGUAGAAAAUUAUUUAAACAAUGAAUGCAAAGAUCUCAACUGGACAGUGGUAAAACCACCAGGUCUUCAGAAGGCACCAAGAACAGACAAAGAAUUAUUAAUUCAUGAAGGCUACUAUGAACCAGAUCUGGAUAGAACUCCCGUUGCAAAUCCAGUGAAACCAGGAGAUAUUGCUCGCUUUAUGCUGUCCCUGCUUAAAGAUGAUUCGUGCAACAAGAGGGCAGUGGCAGUGGUAACAGUGUAA